AUGGGCAAUAACCAGGCUAAUCAGUUCGAGAACCCUUAUGAUAUCUACAAAACCUAUUAAGUAAUAUUUCUUUUGAUAAUUUAGAAUCAAUGGUAUAUUGGAGUAGAAAGGGAAGUAUAAAAAUUAGGAUAUGAUAUAAAUGUCAGAUCAGAUCGUUUUCAUAAAAACAACUUUAUUUCCUUAUACUAAAUAAUUAAACCAGAGCCUGAGUAAAUUAUAACAAUGAGUACCAAUGAAUCUCUCUUCGCAACAGAGUUAGAAAAUAUGAAACGAUCUAAAAAAACCAUAGAUCCAUUUAAAGAAUUUUAAGUUACAACAUUGCUCUAAGAUUGUGAUCCUUGCUUAUAAGAUUAUGAGCAAAAAAUCAUUAAUUAAUUAUCAACUCUCUCUGGCAGCCUAUUAGAAAUCUUUUAAACUUUUCGACAAACAUAACUUCCUAAAACAAGUCAAGAAUUAGAUACAUUAUUAAUUAAAUUUAGAGAUUCAUAUGUCUAAGUAAUUAAAUAAUUAAUUUUAGAUUUUAAUACAUUAUUAUGAUCUUAGACACUAUGCUAUGAUGAAUUAGUGCCAAUUUCUGAAUCUUUAAUCACUUCAGUGUCUUGUCACUAAUAUGAUCUUUAAUGAUGAAAUAUCUUCUUAUGUUUACUAAAUCAAAAAGUUGGAAUAAAUACAAGAAAAUGAAAGGAUACAUAUUAAAUUGUUAUAAUCUCAAAAUAAAACUUUGGCAGAUUUUGGAACAUCUAUUAAAUUUUGUUUAGAUUGCACCACUAGAGAUUAUAUUUAAACUAAAAUAUCAUCUAAGAUUAAUACAAAUCCAUAGAAUAAUAAUAAUAAUCUAUAAUAAUAAGAUAAUUAUGAAACUCUUAUCAUAGAAGAUGUUGAUAUUACAUAGAUACCAUCUAGACCUUAAGCAAGAUUGCUUUAAGGUACUUUUUUUCAUUAAUCACCUUUUGAAAAAGCCAUAUAGGCCUUACAACUUAUUUAAUUUAGAUAAACUCCUCAUCAUAAAAUAAAAUAGUUAAUAAUGUGUUUUUAAUGUAUAUAUUCUACAAUUUUGGAUUAUUAUUAAUAAUUUGCUUAACAACCAUCUAAUAUGAGUACAGAUGAAAUGAUAACUAUAUUUAAUUAUGUUUUAUGCAAAUCAAAACUAUAAAACCCAUACACUCAUUUUUAAAUAAUGUAGAAAUAUUUGGGAAAUUUAGAUGGUGUUGAAGGUAUCUAUCUUACUAUAAUGGAAGCCACCUUUUAGAUUGAUUGA
Paramecium primaurelia is the source of this 1258-nucleotide messenger RNA. Lineage: Eukaryota; Ciliophora; Oligohymenophorea; Peniculida; Parameciidae. The record is from the annotation of a GenBank genome assembly.